AUGUACCUCCUGGCACAUCGAGCGCAUAAUACAACCUCGCUCUGGCCUCCGAGAGCUCAGGUCUUGCAGUGUAAGUCACCGAGGGUAGCAGGAGCCACAUUUCUCGACUCCGCCGUGGGCCCCGCCGUCUGGAGAACCAGUGAAGAUCCCAUCCACGAGCAGUGGGCUGAAAAUGCCCUGCCGCGCAAGCAAACAGAAGAGACCCAAAGAGGCAGGAUUGCGCCCGUGCCCCGUCGAGACACGACAACAAAGGCAAUGUCCUCGCCGACAAACAGGAGCCUGCCGAGAUGCUGGAAGCAUGGCCCAGCGUGCUGA
Molecule: messenger RNA, 315 nt
Organism: Prorocentrum cordatum
Lineage: Eukaryota; Dinophyceae; Prorocentrales; Prorocentraceae
Source: the annotation of a GenBank genome assembly